GCAAGCUUCGUUUACCCCCUCAGCCCUGUAAACCGACGAGUCAUCUCUAGCUGGUGUGCAGUCAUCUUAUGCAUUGUUAUGUCGAAACAUUCAAGGCUGAGGUAAUAUCUUUGCUCACUUGCAGUAGCAAAGCACCUACGUUGAACCACGAUCGAAAGACGUACUCAUAAUGAAUCAGCGGCGCGGCGCGAAGAAAACGUGAAGAAGAAUGAAUCAUCCACGCGAUCGCGACGAAGAGAAGCUAGUGAUGCCUAGCAGGGCUUUAAUAAUAAUAAUCUGACGGGUCUUUUUAGUGCUGACAGGCGGCAAAAGCGGUAUUCAAUUUUGGGACGAAACGAUCAGCCGCACGCGGAAUGAACCCAUGCUCGCGCCAUCUUAUUAGCUACCGUUCCUUAGCCCUAGGGACUUUUGGGGGCCGUCCCACUGGCUAUCGUCUGCGGUGGGUUUGUCAUCAUGGGGUAUAACUUAUGAUGUCCCGGCGCAGAGCCUCUGGGCUCGAAUUUGUUGAAUCGUUUCUGUCUUUCUUUUUCGUUUUGCUGUUGUUGUCGUGUAAUCAUGUCGCUGCAGCGUACCGCUACUACGCGGAAACCCCCGUCGGGGCCUGCGAGGCGGAGGAAGGACUACGAUAUCGUCCAGCAAGGAAUCAAAGAGCUUUAUCCUCUCGAUAAACAAAAUGUCGAGCCCGAAAUUGAUAUCGUAUUCGUACCUGGGUUGGGAGCGAAUCCGGAAGAUAGCUGGAAAUCUGAGAGUACUGGCUUCAACUGGACUACAGAUGGACUAGUUAGGGAUUUCCCGCGGGCGCGUAUCUUGCUCUACAUGUACGAAUCAGCCUGGACUGGGUCUCUCAAGGUGAAGCAGUUUAUGAGCAAUAUCGCGAUGACCUUGCUCAACGGGCUGAAGAGUAAGAGAGAGGACCGCAUACAACGGCGGCCGAUCGUGUUUAUUGGUCAUAGUAUGGGUGGUCUUGUAAUUGCGAAAGCCAUUACUAUCGCCGACUCUCGGCGGGAUAAAUUCCCCGUCAUGUUCGAAGCCAUCGCGGCCGCUAUCUUUUUCGGCACGCCUUUUAACGGCGCAGCCGCUGCUUCUGCAGCAGCAAUGUACGCAUAUUAUGCCGAGAAGAUAGGCGCGGCUUCUUCUUCCAAACUAUUAGAUUUGAUGAAACCGGGAGAUGAAGGACUACGAGAACUCAAGCACGAAUUCAUGCGCCUUGUAGGGAAACUUAACCCCAAGAUUGAACUGCUGUGCUUCUAUGAAGAGCAACCGACCGAUUUCUCCAAGAUGGCUGGCUUGCCUAGCCUUUUCGGAUUAAGCAAACUCGCGAUUCCAAAAUCGUACGCCGAUUUCGUUACGCGAGACUCUGCGACGCUCCCGGGCGUUGAAGAGCAAGGCUUAGCAGCUAAUCAUCGAGAUCUUGUGAAGUUCGAUGGACCAAAGGACGACAUGUGGAGCCAGUUUGUCAAGGACCCCAUGAAGAAAAUAAUUCAUGGUGCCCAGUUGGCAGUUAAGAAUCGGUUGAAUUCCGUUCGUGACAUUGAUCGAUCAAUGAUCAACGGUAUCAUGGAAGUCUUGGAUGGCGCACAGGUUUCCAAGAAACGCAGGACUCUAGCUCAGACAUUUGCGCCAUCUUCUUGGAUUACGAAGGAAGCCGAAUACAAGGAAUGGCUAUACGAUCCCGAUAACUAUGACGAUGGCCGCGUAUUUCGUAAUGUGGAGUGCUUAUGGAUACGCGGACCAGAGGGUAGAGGGAAAACCAGUGCUUCCUUAGCCGCUAUUGAUGAGAUUGAGAGAAUCAGGGAGAAGGACACCUCCGAAGGGCCAGUUCUUCUUGCAUACUUCUUCUGCGACCCAGCAACAGAUUACUCCACAGCCGAAGACCUUCUGAAGAGUCUUAUUACGCAGCUGAUAAACCAACAGGAGAUGCUUGCCUCCUAUGCGAAAUCAUUCGCCAAGAAGAAGGGCGAAGAGAGCCUGUCGCGAGCGCGGGUGACUGUAGAGAACCUGUGGCAAACCCUUCAAGAUAUGCUUAACGACGACUUUAUCGGCAGUAAGGUUAUUUUCGUUUUGAAUAACUUACAUGUGCUCCCUGAAGACUGGGAUUCCACCAUUAAGUUGAUGAAUUACUUGAAGAAGGACUUGCAGACCGACACCAAUGGCUUUGAUUCGAAGCGAGUUACGACGAGAUGGAUGAUCACUAGUAGAGAGGCCCACAACAUUGGAGAAGCGCUCAAAGUUGAGGGUGUCCGUCUUGUUGACCUCGAGGACGAGAAAUAUGGUGACCAAGUCCAAACGGCUCUGCGAAAACGUGCGAAGGAGCGAAUUACGACGCUUGAAAAGGAGAAGAACUACAACAAGGCGCUUGCGUAUUUCGCAAGCAGUCUUAUUGGAAAGCGUGCUCAGAAUACCCAGUGGAUCGACAUUACAUGUAUUCAACUCCAAGAACUCCCGCAAGCUGAAAGUGACCUGACAGUUCGACGGGUACUUGAAAACAUGCCUCAAGAUCUGACGAUGCUUUUGAACAAUGCAUGGCUCCAAAUUUUCAAGACCAACGAAGCAGAUGUUGAGAAAAUCAAGGAGAUGCUACGAGCCCUUGUCCUCACAUACGAAGAUCCCACCGAGGCGGAAUUAUGUGUCCUUGCCGGCUUCUCCUCAAGCGACGAGGAGAAAGCUGAACUCUUGAAAUUCGUGGAGAAGUGCAAGCCACUUUUGGUUAUCAAACGAACGAGCUAUACAAUCAGUUUCAUGAAUGUCGUUGUCAAGACACAUCUACUGGAGAACGCUAACCAGCUACUCGGAAUGUCGAGCGAGGAAAAGAAGUGGCAGCACGGUGUUCUUGCGCUCCGGUCAUUCUCACAUGUGAAUGAAAGCUUUGACUUCCCCAUCACAGAGAAACCAGAAGAAGCUGAAAACGAAGAAAAUAAUGACGAAGAUGGUGAAGGGAGUCAAGACGAAGGCAGCGAUAACGAGGAAGAAGAGGAGGAGGAUGAUGAUGACGAGUCAGAAGAUAGUGGGAGCGAAUGGUCUAGUGAAGACAGCUCGGCAGAACAGGACCCUGAGGCCGAUAUCCUUUAUGACAAGGCUCUCCCGUAUACGGUCAAGUAUUGGCUUCGUCAUGCCAGUAAAGCUACGCGUGAAAUCGCCGAAGACUUGAGCCUCGAAGAAUCCUUCUGGAAGCCUGAUUCGAUUAUACGACACCGCUGGCUUGUUGAACAUUGUCGGAUGACUAACGUUUUUGAAAACUACGACUACAAGACGAUGACGGGCUUACACAUCGCCGCUUCGAUUGGCUUUAGGGAACUUGUCGCAGCGUUGAUUAGGAACGGCUACCAGGACCAGAUUAAGAUAUAUGAUUCGUUAUUCAAUACACCUUUGCAUUUAGCCGCUGGGUUUGGGCGCCCAAAGAUUGUCGAGGAGUUGCUCAACAAGGGUGCCGAGAUUGACGACGGAAUCGACGCGCAAGAUCAAACAGCUUUGCACAUGGCUGCGUUUGACGGCCACGUCGAAGUUAUGAAGAAGCUACUUCUGAGAGGAGCCAAUCCUAACGCGAUAGCGAACGACAUCGGACCGGUAGUAAACGCAGCAAUCUCCUCUGGAAACCGAGCAUGUGUCGAAUUACUUGUAGAGCGCGGCGUCUCGUUGACAGUGGAGCGAGAAGAUCUCCAACCGCCCCUGGCACAUGCCGCGUCCUUGUCUGAUAUAUCCAUGUUCGGAUAUCUAGUUGAGAAAUAUGCGGAUAAACUCCCUGCUGAAGAGUACAGCAAGGCCUUCGUCAAGGCUGCAGAGGCAGGUCGAGUCGAGGUGUUCAAUAAGCUGCUUGAGUUUGAGCACAGCCAAGAAUACUUCCAAAAGGCUCUCGAAGCAGCUAUAGAUGACUGGAACUGGGAUAUCGUCUCGAUCCUUCUAGAAAAGCGUACCGGACUCAACUGCGACAAUGUCUUCUAUGAGGCAGCGACAUGCUCGGAACCUCAAGAUGAGUUUCUCGAGGAAAUAUGGAAAUAUACCGGCGGGUCGAUUAGUCGGGAAAUGCUCAACAAGACUCUAUACGAUGCUACUGAUAGAGAGAAGGAAUCUACAGUGGAGUUGCUUCUGAAGAAAUUCGGAGCAGAUCCUAAUGCGACUGGCGAAGAAUAUGGCAAUGCUUUGACUGCUGCCGCGUACGAUGGGACAAUGAACAUCGUCCGAUUACUUCUAGACGCUGGCGCUAACGUAAACGCUCCAGAGGGAUGGGCAAUUCAGACAGCCGCUACCGAGGGCCAUUACGAUGUUGUCGAGGAGCUUUUAAAACGUGGGGCCGAUGUGAAUGCUUGCACCGAGAACCCCAAUUUCGAGUGUGGAACGGCCAUUCAAGGGGCAUGUGAAUGGGGAAAGACGGAUAUAGUCGCACUACUUCUAGAGCAUGGUGCUGAUCCAAACCUAGGAUCGGGUUCUGAUAAGCCUCCUAUUGUAGCUGCUGCGAUGCGCGCUGAGGAGGAGAUAGUGGAGCUUCUAGUCAAGGCAAAAGCCAAACUAGAUGUCGUCGGCGAGUCGGAUCCUUCGGGUACGCCGCUUACUGGUGCCGCUGCGUAUAUGCCUCAGUCCUCACUGCAGCUGAUGCUCGAUGCCGGCGCUGACAUCAACCUUGCGGAUAAUGAUGGGGAUACUCCUCUCAUUGUAGCCGCAUCCCGCGGCGAUGAAGAAGCCGUUUUAUUUCUGCUUAAUAGUGGCGCAGAUAUCAUGCAUUCGAAUAAAAGGAGCUUGAACGCCAUACAGACAGCGUUCGAGCACGAGAAUCAUGAAUGCCUGAAGGUCCUAAUCGAUCGCGUCUCAAUCCUCUUGAGAGAUCUUAAAAGUUCUAUGGACUCCGGGAACGCUGAAGUCACUAGUGUUGUCAGAAGCGCUUUCAGCAAGCCACAAGAGCUCAACUACGACGAUGAAUCUCCGCCGACCCCAAGAUUCCCAAGCGGGGCUGAAACUCCGAGAUAUCAUAGCGAGAAUGAACAUGAUAGUGGUUCGGAUGGGGGAGAAUCUACCACUUCUGAUGAUCAUCAUGAAGACAAUACUAAAGGCUCGCAACACGGUGGUAAUGAAGGAACAUUCUUCGACUCCCAUUCGACUGAGGAACAACCUCGAGAGACUGACACAUUCGACUUUGCCCAAAUGUCGGAGCAGCUCAAGACCGCUUUAGCUAACCAAGCAGAGAUGUGGAAUAAGUUCACGGAUAAGUCGCCUGCAGAGGCUCCCGCUGGGGCCGAAGAAUCGGAUUAUCAGUCAGGUGCCCAAGAAAAGAGAGAAGAAGCUUACCAGCCCGCCGCACAAACGAGCACAGAGGCUUACCAACAACCGGUUCCGCAAACUGUCAAGCAAGCUUCCCCACAAACCGGGAUAGGACAAUGGACUGAACAGAUAACCCAAGGUUUAAGCGAGCCAAUAUCACACGCUGUCGAAUUGCCUUCUCAAGACUACGUCAAGAGGAAGCCGGCGCCAGUCAUGCCCUAUGAGAGUAAAUCUCAAUACAACCACACACCUUCCCCGCAACCCUCGGAAUCAUCUACUGGGAGAUUUCAAGCACCAUCGGCACCUGUCAGUCAAGGGCCGACAAUAGCCCCCUAUCGACCCGACGAUUCCGCCCCUCAAUCUUCCGCACCGUACCAAAACACGCAUUCAUACCAACAGAGCCAAUCAUCAAUUCCCACAACCCAGCCCCAGAGUUCCUCCCAUUACCAAAGCAAUAGCAUCGGAUACAGCGGCUCAGCUCCAUACCAAGCACCAGCAACCCAGUAUCCCACGCAACAACCCGCUUUCACCCCGUACAACCCAGACUCGUACGCCCAAUCGCAGCAGCAACAACCCAGCUCAACAGCAACCGCGUACCAAGGCCCAGCAUACAAGCCCCAAGAAUGGCAACAGCAGCAACAUCAGGGAUACUACGCCAGCGCAUCAGGACCACAACAACAGCAAUACAGCGGGCUGGACUGGGAACAGACGCCCCCUCCGCUGAAGACGCAGCGGUCGUCGUUCUUUUCGGGCGGGGUGAAGAAUACUUUUGAUAAGGCGAAGUUUAUGGGGAAUGGGAUGUUUGGGCGGAAGUAGAGAAGACUUGAAGUACAUGGCUAUGGGCGGGUGGGAAUAUGAGGGUAUUUAUUAUAAUGGAUAAGUGUCGGAAAAUAGGUAGGGGUGGGGAUUUAAUGGCGGGAAAUUGUAGACGAUAGGUACUUGGGUUUGAAUAAGAAAG
Molecule: messenger RNA, 6208 nt
Organism: Annulohypoxylon maeteangense
Lineage: Eukaryota; Fungi; Ascomycota; Sordariomycetes; Xylariales; Hypoxylaceae
Exons: 7
Coding region: 556-6066 (1836 amino acids)
Molecular function (GO): protein binding
Source: RefSeq, a predicted model, not a curated record